AUGGCAACAACACAAUAUCGUUUAUCCUAUGUACAUGUUCAUUGUCCGUGCCAGGUGUGCAAUUCAAACGCUGUGUCGUCUAUUGCAACAGAACAUCGACAUUGGAGCAGGGCAUGUGAAUGUAUGGAUACUGAUGUUGAGUAAGUUACCAGCAAGUUGAUAAGCAGUAGCGAGUAACCCUGUAGGGUGCCAGUGGACCAUGGUCUAUUGGUUCAUGGGCCCUCUAGAUGGAUGUGGCCCAACAUAAAAGUUAAUUUUUGGUAGUGUGACUGGGUUUUAGCUAAAUCUUCAAUAUUUGCAGUCACUUUCGUAGUGAGGUGAGUUAAUUACGCGAUUCUGUGUUAUUCUUGGGUGGGGGUUUAAACUUUAGAGGGUUUAAUAUUUAUUGUUAUAUAGUUAGUGUCAAAGUUCAAUUUUUCUGUUUGCCGAUUGGUCAAAACCGUAUCACGUGCCGGUCCACAAACGUCAUGUUAGGCAACCGGUCCACAAUGAAACAUUUAUUGACCGGUCAAUAAUAAAAUGGGUGCAAUACACAUGCGUGUCAACCCCAAAGUUGCUGGAAACAUUUUUUUUCACCAACAUUUUUGGGGAAAAUAUGGUACCGUGGUAAUUUUUGGCCCAAUGUAGAAAUCUUAUGCAGCCAGAUGUGGUAAUUGCCUCGGAAAAAACCUGGUCACACUGAAGGGGUCCCACUUUUCUUCUUGACCAAAUGUAAUUUCCAAAACUGAGGAAAAACUCGGGGGAAGAGCAAAUGAAUUGGUAAAUCUUCCAAUAAAUAGUCCUACAAUCUCCUAAUUUUCAGGAAGUAACAAGUGUGGGCACUGGAACCCCCACUCGCUUAGGGCUCGUGUGUUGUACAUGUGCAUAUAUCCCAGCUCAUAGCGUUGUAGAACAUUGUGAUAUCUCUUUAUAUGUUCUAAAAUUCUUGCUGAAAGCACGUGUACAAUUUGAUAAUAACUAAAAAAACAUAUGGUUUCUUUAAUUACGAUUGAUUGCAAUCAUAUAAAUAUAAUUGAUAGUUUGUAUUGGUCUUCCGUGGUAAUGCUGGUAUGAUCAUGAUCCAACAAUUCAAUAAUUAAGGCAUUGUGAAUUUAUAGCAAUAUCUUAUAAAAGUGCAAACUGUUAAUUAGAUUGUACACUCGUACAUCAACACUGUUUAUUUUUAGAAGUGAAACAGCCAAGUGUUCUGACGGUGAAUUAGGUGGAGGUCUGAAUGAUUUAGAUGUACAUCUAACUGUUGGCAACAAUAUCGCACACACCACUUUUCAUGAGGAUAUGUCUUCUCUUGGGAGUACCAGUAUGGAACCUAGUGAUGAUGAGUGUGAUCCAAUAGCAGACGGUGAUUGCACACUUGAGUCUCCUUUGACUAAUCCUGACGAAAGAGAAAUCGUUACUGCAAUUUUAGAAGCACUGAAUUUGGUGGACCAAAUGCAAGGCUCUCAUAAAGAUUUUGUCGAUGUGUUGGAAUUCGCAGAAAAACUGUAUUCAAGAAACUACGAUGGGGAACAACCAGUGAAAUAUAUGUGGCCCAAGAGUUGGAGGGAGACAGAGAUGAUUUUAAAAAAAUGUGGCUACAGUGAUCCAAAGGAAUAUUACAUAUGCUUGGACCAGUCUCACUAUUCAAAAUGGGACGUCAUGUUGAAUUCUGAAGACAGUUGCAAGUACUGUGGAAAAAGUGGAAACAUAAAGUAUUAUUAUCUUGGAUUGCCAGACAAAGUCAAAAGAUGGUGUUCAAAUGCUAAUAUGUGCAAGGAAAUGAUGGCACAUUGGGAAAACAAAGAACACUGGAUACGUGGCAUUGGAUCAAACUUUAUUUUGAAAGAAGUAUGGGACGGGUCUAGAUUUAAUGAGUUAUCCUGGUUCUGCAACCCUGAGUGUUCCUGGAUGUUACCUUUUCGAUGUAAAUUUUGCAAUUCUGUGAUUGGUGCUAAAGAAAUAGAAGAAUCAGAACAAAAUGAAGAAUGCUACAAUGUCCAAUGUUCAGAAUGUGGUACUAAUCAUGAUCAUAUACCAUGCUUUACCAAUGGAAACCCGCAUAACAUUGCACUCAUUGGGCACUGGGAUG
This is a messenger RNA of Paramuricea clavata, 2065 nucleotides long. NCBI's taxonomy places the organism in Eukaryota, Metazoa, Cnidaria, Anthozoa, Malacalcyonacea, Plexauridae. The record is from the annotation of a GenBank genome assembly.